This is a messenger RNA of Dichomitus squalens LYAD-421 SS1, 757 nucleotides long. Its product is annotated as Ssu72-like protein. Gene Ontology annotation, biological process: termination of RNA polymerase II transcription. Gene Ontology annotation, cellular component: mRNA cleavage and polyadenylation specificity factor complex; nucleus. Gene Ontology annotation, molecular function: RNA polymerase II CTD heptapeptide repeat phosphatase activity. The transcript has 6 exons. NCBI's taxonomy places the organism in Eukaryota, Fungi, Basidiomycota, Agaricomycetes, Polyporales, Polyporaceae. The record is from RefSeq and is a predicted model, not a curated record. The coding region runs from base 163 to 690 and encodes 175 amino acids.
GCGACUCCUCCACAGCACCCGGGCCAUGAGGUUUCAAAUCAACAACUCACUCAGGAAGCACAAAGCGCGUCCAGUAUUCCGCGUGAGCAGCCGACGCGGCCAACGACCUACAAGCCGCGUCCACUAUUCUGCGUAGUAUGCGCAAGUAAUCAGAACCGAUCUAUGGAAGGUCACUAUGUGCUCGCCAAGGCAGGCUUCCGCGUUUGCUCAUCCGGCACUGGGUCGGCCGUACGGUUGCCCGGUCCAGCCAUAGACAAGCCCAAUGUCUAUCCCUUCGGCACCCCGUACAACGAUAUCUAUGAGGAGCUCCAAUCCCAGGAUGCUAGACUGUAUACCGCAAACGGGCUCUUGCAAAUGAUUGACAGGAAUAGGCGAAUCAAGUUAGCACCAGAGCGAUGGCAGGAGUCCAAGACAGUGGCUGACAUCGUCAUAACCUGCGAGGAGAGGUGCUUCGAUGCAGUAUGUGAUGACUUGCUCGCAAGAGGCGGUGACUUCAACAAACCCGUGCAUAUAAUCAACUUAGAAAUCAAAGAUAAUCACGAGGAGGCGCACCUGGCAGGCAAAGCGAUUCUUGAUCUCGCCACCGCGAUCGAGAACGCAAAUGACAUAGACGAAGAGAUCAACGGUAUUCUUCAGGCACAGCAAGAGAAGCAUCCUCAGAGUGUUCUACACGCGGUCGCGUACUACUGAUUGCUUUGUAUGGUUUCGUGUCCCAGCAUUCCGUGUUCUCAUAGUCGUCGCUUGUAGCACUACCCGG